CGCACCGCGCUGCCGCGCCCCACGAUCGAAGCGAAGGGUCGGGCCGCUGGGUCGGGUGUUCGGCGUGGCCAAGGAGGCCGACGGGCGGGACAGGCUGUCCUGGACAGCACCCGCAGGACCCACACCGUGCCACACCGCGCCACACGACCCCCAGGAUACGCAGGAGAGAGGCCGGUAGGCCGGCCGCACCGCGUGAGCGACACCGCGUCGGCGCCGACACUGCCGACCGCGGCGCGGGACGUUCGGGACGUUUGGGACGUUCGGGCUGCCAGUGCGGGUGGCGCCCAGUGCGGCCAGUGCGGCCAUUCGCCUAGUGCAUCAGUGUUUGUGCAGUGAGAGUGCGUGAGAGUGGUGGUGGUUGUGUGACGCCCACUUCCAUGGGGGUCGGCGAGAGCUGAUGCUUGGUUCGGCGCAGCUCGAUCGGCCCCUCGGCUCGUCUCGUCUCUCUUCUUCUCGGAUCGGCUCGGCUCGCCUCGACGUCUGCUUGAUGGACGCCGGCCAUGGCGGACUAUGGCUGUCCCGAUGAGUCUGCGUUGGUACCGGCGGCGUUCGCUCGGCGCUCGCACCUCACGUGUCUCGGUGAGGACGAGCGGGUCUCCAGACGGUGCUACUGAUCGCUAGGAUGGGCGGAGCGCGGCGAACCGCAAUAGCUGUCUACCUGCGGGCCACAGGUGCUGGGAGCGGCUGGGCCUGCUGACGGCCUGAACGCCCCGCGAAGAUGGGCCUGAGGGUGCACCGCAUCGUACUCGUCAUAUCCAUCUUGUGCAUCGCAGGUCUCGCAGGGCGUGCCACCAACACCUUCGGGGAGGAUGAACUUCCAUGGGAGAACAGUGAUUUGGCAAGCGCGAGGGACAGGAUGGUGUUUACAAACAGGAGAGAUGACGACGACCGCUACCCGUCACGGGAUGAGCACUACGAGCAGCUCAACCUGGAGGCGAAGCGCCUGAUCGCAGAAUACCCGGAGAACCAGCAGAUGGUAUCGAGCAUCGGCGUCAAGCCCUACGACAUCAUCUUCCCGGUGCAGGUCCGGCACCACGUCAAGAUGGGCAUCUCCACGCGGGACACUUCGCAGAAGAACUCGGUGCGGCAGUACGAAGCAUACGGACCAGUCAACAGAAGGCCAAAGCAGUCGAGGAACCACUUCGCCAAGACGUCGCUGUACAUCAAGAUCCUGAACCACUACUUCGAGCUGCUGCUGGAACUCAACACGCAACUGCUGGCGCCCAACCUCAUCCAAAAGCACUUCCUUCCAAACGGCGCGGAACAAACGACCAAACAGGAGAUCGAGCACUGCUACUACCAGGGCGAGGUGCGUGGCAUCCCCGGCGCCGUCGGGGCCUUCCGGACCUGCAGCGGCCUCAGCGGCGUCAUCCAUCUGGGCAACGAGACCUUCGUCGUGCACCCGCUGUACGGCGGCGACCUCUCGCAAAACCACCCGCACGUCAUCUUCGCGGCGCACGACCGCGGCGGCAAGCACGGCUGCGCCAACGGGCUGGAGGUGGACUACGGCGGCCGGGGCCGCGCGCGCCGGCAGCGCGGCGUCUCCAACAAGCGCAUGGCCUUCGACACGCUGCUGGACGACAUGGUGCUGCCGGACAACGUGAACCGCGACCUCUUCAAGGGCUUCGUCGAGAUCGACAAGGACGACGACGUGGACGACGGCGACGAGGACGACGACGAGGGUGACGAGGACGCGGAGGCCGAGGACGUGGAGAAGAAGGGCAAGGAGGAGGCCGUCAAGAGGAAGCCGGCCGCGAAGGGCAAGGCGGCCAAGGGCAAGGACAGCAAGAAGAAGCGCAAGCGGAAGCUAAUGCGGCUCAAGAGGAACAUCCAGGGCAUGACCAAGUUCAUCGAGCUCGCCCUCGUCCUGGACAAGUCCAUGGUCGCCAAGUUCAGCCGGCGGACCGGCUACACCCGGGAGGACAUCGUCCACGACGCCCUGCAGAUCGCCAACAUCGCCGACCUGUACUUCCGGACACUCAACACCCGGGUGUCGGUGGUGUACGUCGAGACGUGGAAGGAGGAGAACCAGGCCACAAUCGAGGCGUCCGACAUCGGCAAGACGCUGCGCAACUUCCACGAGUACACGAGCAGGACCCUCUUCGGCAUCAGCAAGGACACCACGCAGCUGCUCAGUGGUGUGGAGUUCCCCGGCGGCCAGAUGGGCAUGGCGGUGCCGCACACGCUGUGCUCCGUCAAGGCCGUGGGCAUCGCCGUGGAGAUGAACGUGUACGAGCCCCACCAGCUGGGCGGCAUCGUAGCGCACAUGAUCGGCCACAACAUCGGCAUGCUGCACGACGACGCCCGCGAGGAGUGCUUCUGCAAGGACUGGCACGGCUGCAUCAUGGCGCAGUCCAUCAUCGGCCAGAACCACGUGCUGCCCUACAAGUUCUCGGAGUGCUCCUUCAACGAGUACAUGGACGUGCUGCGCGUCGGCGAGGCCAUGUGCCUGCUCAACAAGCCCAACGAGAUCCCCGCGACCGGCGGCACCUGCGGCAACAAGAUCGUGGAGACGGGCGAGGACUGCGACUGCGGCACGGUGGACGAGUGCAAGGAGGACUCCUGCUGUGACUCCAUCACCUGCAAGUUCGCCGCCAACGCCGAGUGCGCGCGGGGGCCGUGCUGCACGCCCGAGUGCACCCUUCGGGGCCCGGAACACAUGUGCCGCGAGUCGGGCGGCGAGUGCGACCUGCCGGAGUACUGCUCGGGCGAGUUCAACAUCUGCCCCACGAACCUGUUCAAGAAGAACGGCACGCCGUGCGGCGAGGGCUACCCGACGGGCAGCUUCUGCUUCAACGGGACGUGCCCCGUCCGCGACAUGCAGUGCCAGCGGAUCUGGGGGCAGGAGAGCCGCGCGAGCGACAACGAGUGCUACGAGCACUUCAACGUGAAGGGCACGGAGAACGGGCACUGCGGCCAGGCCAAGGACGGCCAGCUCAAGCCGUGCGACAGGAGCCACGUCAUGUGCGGGUCGCUGCAGUGCUCUGGCGGCAACACCAAGCCCAUUGGCGACGACUCGGAGCACUCCAACAUCCAGACCACCAUCAAGGGCCGCGAGACCCAGUGCAAGGCGCUGCACGACACCAAGGGGCUCGUCAAGGACGGCACGCCGUGCGGGGAGAACUUCAUCUGCCUGAACCAAACCUGCACCAGCAUCUACCCGCACAUCGACAAGGACAACUGUCCUAGCAACCACGGCAACCAGGAGUGCUCCGGCAACGGGGUGUGCACGAACGCCAACCGAUGCUACUGCAACCCGGGCUUUGGGGGGCCCGACUGCUCCACGCAGGUGGCGUACGCCACCGUCACGGAGAUGCCGACAACCACCACCACCAAAUUCGACCUGUCGAGCAAAAUGACGCAAAAGGAAACCCCCUACGAGACCACGGCGUCGAACAACGUGUCCACCCUGUCCAUGGUCAUCACCCUGGUGACGAUGGUGUUCGGCGUGUUCCUGUGCUUUGCCUCCGUGGCAGUCUACUGCUACAGGAGAGGCCCCCGGCCCCGAGACAUGCAGUACACGGCACAGCAGGCGUCCGUAGCGCGCUACCGCAGUAGGGAGGCCAUGAACCACCAUGCGUCGCCCGAGCAGGCCGCUCUCGACAUGGUCGACAAAAUGACCAACAACAUGUUGUCCCACGGCGGCCUCAACAGCUCCAUGGGCACGCUGGGCCCCCUCAGUCAUGCCGACUCCAGAAGCGCGCUCACCCGGACUUCCAACCACUUGCCACCAGGCGCGCAGGCUGCUAACCGCAAGCAACAGGAAAUGCAUCAAAUGCAAUCGCUCAAGAACAGGAUGGCACAGGCUAGCGAUGACGAACAGACGCAUUCUGGUAAGCGGACCGGACACGUUUUAGUUGUUUUUGCUUUUUGGUGCGGUGCUGAACGCGCUGUCGUUUGUGCAGUGCCAGAGAAGGGAAUCCUGAAGAAGACGUACGGGUCGGUCGUGCCCAUGGACGGGGGCGAGGACUCGACGUCGGACAACCAGGAGGUGUUGUCGCAGUCCGACAACCUGCUCAGCUCGGAGCAGGUGGAGCACAAGAUCCGCAGCCUGGACGGCUACACACGCAGCAUGCUGGAGGCGCUGCACACGGCCCGCAACAUGCAGCACCAGGGCCACAGCUCGGGCGGCAACAACACGCCGUCCGGCACCGGCUCCUCCAUGCUCACCGAGGAGAUCAUCCGGCGCUCCCUCGAGGGCUCCGUAUACCCGCCCUACGCCAACAAGCGCUCCUCCAGCCAGGAGAAGAUCUGCGACGAAGGCCUGGGCAUGAUGCCGUCCAUGGUGGAGGUGCAGUUCCCCCACGGCUACCAGUACGGUGGCUACGGCGCCCACACUGGGAUGGGCACCCACUCCGGGACCCACUCGGGGACGCACUCCCACGACGAGGACGACGACGGGCCUCCGCCCGGCAGCAGGCCCAUGACCAUCAGGAACCUCACGGAGAGAGUGGGGUACAGCGGGGAGUUUCACUUCCCCGUCUCUAGCCUCCCGUCGGAAUCCUGUCACUCGAACGGACUCCACUGGCAUGCCGGUGCAGGAAAGGAUAUAAUUCGACAGAUGGAUGCCGUCGGUAGGCAUAUAAGUCCGUCUGGAUCGGAGGACCUGCAGGAGAGGAUGUUCUUAGAAGGAUCUGAAUCAAGUCGGCGGGGCUCGCGGGCGGGUCGCGACGACAUGUCGUUUGUGCUGGGCCGGUUUCGGCCGAGCGCCAACCGGCACGGCAGCGGGGGUUCGGCGGGGUCGUCCCACUACGGCGGCCACCCGUACCCCGGCCACGCCUUGCACCACCAGCUCCCCGACGAGGAGUCAAUCUAUGAGACUGCCGACCCGGACCGGUCCGGGACCCAAAUCCUUGGCGACACUCCCGACACCGAGAGUGAUGACUGUGUUCAAGCUCGUCGAGUGACGGCAGCGCGGUCGCCUAGCGCUGAUCGCGCGGCCAGUGCCUCGGCCGCGACCAAGAAGGUCGUCGUCAUGGAGGGCGCCGCGUCCGCUCCGCUGCACCGCGCUAAGUCGCCGAGCGCGACGACGUCGAGGACGCCGUCGCGGACGCCGCCCGGCAGCGCCAAGCGGGAGUUCUAUCACUCGCCGCCGUCGUCCUCGUCUGACACGAUGGACUCGGGGCCAGAGCUGCCGGGCGACGCGGCUGCAUGCGCCGCCAAGCCCCCCGGUGCCGCCAAGCACGCCAAGCACCACCACGUCAACGGCAACGGGGUGGGCGGCGGGGUCGGCGGGGACGGCGGCAGUGGCGGCUCUUCCAACGAGAGCAACCGGGACUCUGAGGACGAGUCGUCUCGCGAGACGGUGGCGUCCUCGUCCGGGACGGACUCGCGCCUCGUGCCAGUGCCCGGAGCAGUGCCCGGGGCAGUGCCCCCCACGAACUCGGCCGCCGCCUCGUCGUCCUCGGCCUCGGCCUCGGCGGGCUCCAGCGCGGGCCUCGGCCAGAGCCACAAGAAAAAGUACCCCGAGUACAAACACUGAGUGCGUCCCGGCCAAGGCCCGGCCAAGGGGCCACGGCCUCGCGUGUGUCGCCAACAAAGCAAUCCGCCACAAAUGUGUGUCAAGUACAAGACUCAAACAAUUUGCCUAGGAAGAGUUUAAGCCGUUUGAAAGUUCUUGUUUUUGUUUUGUUUUGUAAUUAAAUGUAUGAUAUUAUGGAAGUAUUAAAACGUUUAGGAUAAAUGUAUUAUACAGAAAAAUGUAUUUUAUGUCGAUUCCCUCCGAUGAUUGGUAUUGGUGGCGUUAUCCACAAUGAACCCAGCGUCUCUUUGCCGCUGGCAUUGAACAUUAUUGGGGUCUUGAAUCCCCUUACUCUCCGGUCAGUUGGUGAUGCACCAGAAGCGUUUUGUAAAGAUGCCUGGACUAAAAAAACGCUUUAUUCAUGAAUGAAAACACCUCCAUCAGGAAGCUGCCAGUCCUGAAGCUGUCUUAACGUAGUGGAGGAGGAAUACCAGGGUUGUCUGUUGUGUGAUUAGCUCAACAAAGGCUAUCUGAAAUAUUAGUAAUGUUUAGAUGAAAGUGUGCAAUAAGGAUACAAUGUUCCAACUCAUGAUGUAACAAAAUUAAGAGGUGUCUACCAUCUAUGAACACUGUGAAGAAUGUGGUUUAUUAGUAAUUUAACCACUGAGAUCUUUGCUUUGUUUGCAAGAAAAGGGAUAUCACAAAGUAAAAUGUGGAAGAUGUGCCUCACCAAAGAAAAGCAGUGUUGGCAAUCAAUAUUUAUUAAUUUUUUUUUUAGGAAUUUUUGCACUUUUGGAAUGUAAUUGAGAGUUGAAUCAAAGCAAAACACACUUGAUUAUUUCUGCUUCUUUUCAAUCAUGAAUGGACUUCGUUAUUAAUCAAAAUAAGAAACAAUUGGCAAAGGUUUUACGAAUAAGUGAUGUUGUGAUUGAAAUUCACCUCAUGACCUUCAUUGCAAUGCUCCAAAAAUUAAGCAAAGAUCUCACCCUUGGGUUUUAUGAAAUAUUACUGACUGCUCCUUAUUUACUCUACAUGUGUAAAACCAUAAGAAUCACUUCAUCAUUCAUAGCUGGGGAGACAGGGGCACAUAUUUCUGUAAGAAUUGAGUGUCUUGCAGUUACCGUGAAAGCGGCAAUAUGGACGCCCAGCGGAUAAUGUGGACCACCCCUAAAAUUUUUCUAUAUAAUCGGUGAUGCUGCUCAGCUGUGGCAUCAAAAACAGUUUCGGCUACUUGCAUCUAAGUACCUUAGCUCGAACCGAUUAUUAAGAAGAAUUUCAGGGGUGGUCCACAUUACCCACUGGUGGUCCAUAUUACCCGCAUUUACGGUAGUUCUUCUUUUUUAUUUUAAUUAUUUUAUUCUUGAAGCUUUGUGCUUUUCACACAUUGACACCUUGAUUAUAUUGCAAUGGACAAAAAAGCUUCAGUGAAAAUGCCCAAAACACCUUCACUUUUCCUCUGUUUCAGUCGUAAAUAAUCAUUUUGCAUGGCCACUGAAUUCCCAGCUACUUCACUUACACCAAUUCCUCAAUCCUGCUCUUAUCAUUUGCACAUUACGCAGUUUUAUCCUGUUUUUUUUUUUGUUUGUUUGUUUGUUCGUUUAUUUAAAUUGUCAUACAUGAGUCUAUUUCAAGAAUUCCUUUGUCAAUUUGGAUUUGGAUGGUGAUUUAAACCAUGGCCACAAAUAAUCUGGAUGAUAUUUGUCUGUAAGAUCAAAACUUGCUCAAGCAUUGAAAGAAAAUGAAAAUGUAAGAGAAAGGUUCUGUUUCACAUUAGACCUGUUGCAUACAGUCUCUGUUUGCAAUAGUAGCAAAAGGAUGUAUUUUGUAAUUGUUACUUUGUUUAUACACUGUUUCUCCAUGAUGUUUGUUUCCAUUGUUAUUUAUUUUUUAGCUUUAAUUUAGCUGAAUCCAUGUCUUUUCUAGCCCACUUUAUUUCAAAAUUGGUUUGCUCACCUCUUGUCAACUCUUAUCAAAGAUUCAAUUUGUGCCAAUCUAAGCCCCAAAGACCAACAAAGAGUGAAGCACUAAACAAUAGCAAAUAUGCAAUGGUGAGCUAAGUUUAGGGAUUUUUUAAUAUAUAUAAAUAUGGAAUUAUAUACGUAUAUAUUAAAUAAAUGUAAACAUAAUUUUUUUAUAUGAAAUAUUUGCUCACAAAUAAGAGCCUCGCUACUGUUCGGCGAGUGUGUAUAUGUUUAAGUGUUGACAUAUGCACUGCAGUGAACCUAAAUGAUGUGGUGUAUGGUAUUGUGAACUUUCUUGAUCAAUUUAACCCUAGCAAGAUAAAGGAAAAAAUAUUAGUAUCUGGAUGGCUAUAUUCACAUAGACCUGAAAAAGAUUAGAUAAUUCAGAUGAAAUUGUUUGUUUGGAAAUAUGGGACUGGAAAACAAUUUACUGGGUCAAGCAACAUUUCCCGGGAUGCAUUCUUUAUUUGACAAGUGCAGCAUCAUGGCAAAUUCAAGGCCUAAUAGAGAGAAGUAACUAUAUUAUUGAUGAUUAAUUAGAAACACUAUGUUGUAAUCAUUCAUUCUGUUUCCUGUAGCUCAUAGUUUGUUUACUGAGUUCUCAUGGGCCAUCAAAAUUUGCUGAGGUUGAUACCAAUUUAUUCAUGUGAAGGAGAAAAAUUAACACACUCUUCUUAUUGCAAUUAUGCUAGAUACAUCUUUGCAGGUACCAUGAAAGUGGGUAAUAUGGACCACCAGUUGGUAAUGAGGUCCACCCCUAAAACUUUUCUCUAUGAGCUAUCGGUGAUGCCGCUCAGCUGUGGCAUCAAAAUCGUUUCAGCUACUUGCAUCCGAACCAAGUAUGCCUUGGCUCGAACCGAUUAUUAAGAAGAAUUUCAGGGGUGUUCCACAUUACCCACUGGUGGUCCAUAUUACCCGCAUUUAUGGUAAUCCAGGAAAAGCGAGUAUUGCUAACUGCUGGCAGUAGCACUGGAGAUAUAUUUUUCCCCUGUUGGUGUGAUGAUUCGCAUAUUUUGCUUUGUAGAUUUUUCAGGGUAACAGUCUGGCUGUGUAUUGUAAUUUUGUCGGCCAACCUAUGCAUAUCCCUUGCGUUUGUACAGUUCAAAAAAGCGCAUGUCGACCGAACAUUUUUACCAAGCUACUGCUAUAUUCUAAAUUUUCAUUGAAAUAUAUUAGUCUUGCAAGAUUAGUCUAGCAUAAUUGCAAUGAGAAUGACUACUGCAGCUGUUAUUUACAUCCUAGUUUAUUUGUGUUUUCUUUCUAAAUUAUUGAAAGACUUAAAGAGCCCAAUGGAAGGCUUGAUUGUAUACCAAGCACUUCUGUGAAAUAAAUCUGAGUAGACAAGCAAGGUUUUACAAUAUCAUGGAACCAAUGAAAAUAAAAUCAAAACUCUUACUAAGGUCUGUUAUGCAUGCAUUUCAGAGGCCGCAAAUGGUCAUGACAAAGUUUGAAGUGACACAUUGGUGCAGGUUCCUUUGUAAUAAUGACUCAUGAGUUCUAAGGUAUGUAUUAUGUUCCUCUGUGAGGAAAUUAGUCGAAAGAGAAAAAGAUUGAACUCUGUAAAACACAGAAACUGAUCAAAAUUGCUGCCAGCUCUAAAGCAAUCAAGUAUUCUAAGCGCUGCAGCACACUUACUUUUUUUUAAUAUUAGUAAAUCAAACCAUUGAAAUAAAUUCAAUUCGCUCAAAAUGUAUUAAAAUCGCUCAGCUGCAGUGCUGCACUCUGCUAUCUUGUUCCUAUGGGUCAGUGCAAAGUGUCCUCUCUCUUAGUCUCCUCUGAUUGUUUAAUUGUUUGUUUUGUAAUUUAUCUGUAACUUCUGGGGCACAUUAACCUUCCACCAAGCCACAAGGUCAGUUGAGCUGCUGUUCCCUUCUUCUUCCUCUCAUUUGAUGUGCUUAUCAAGAGUUCACCCUUUGUGGACUAUUUAACUGCACAUUCAAAAUAUCAAUAGCACACUGUAACUCCAAACAUUAGGGUCAAAUGUGGAAACGCCAUUUGUAUAAAAAAUCGUGAUACACUAAACCAAGAUGAAAGGGUUCUUUGUAAGUGAAUUAUUUUAUUUGAAAACAUUGUUAUGGGUUUUUGGUGAACAUUGACUUUUUGUUGAAUGAUGAACAAAAUAAAAUGUGAUAAAUAUAUA
Molecule: messenger RNA, 9562 nt
Organism: Thrips palmi
Lineage: Eukaryota; Metazoa; Arthropoda; Insecta; Thysanoptera; Thripidae
Gene: mmd
Product: disintegrin and metalloproteinase domain-containing protein unc-71
Exons: 35
Coding region: 719-5482 (1587 amino acids)
Biological process (GO): membrane protein ectodomain proteolysis
Molecular function (GO): metalloendopeptidase activity
Source: RefSeq, a predicted model, not a curated record